Molecule: messenger RNA, 671 nt
Organism: Puccinia graminis f. sp. tritici CRL 75-36-700-3
Lineage: Eukaryota; Fungi; Basidiomycota; Pucciniomycetes; Pucciniales; Pucciniaceae
Exons: 4
Coding region: 1-636 (211 amino acids)
Source: RefSeq, a predicted model, not a curated record
AUGCAGCUCCCCAGCGCCCUUAUCCUCACGACAUUAUUCGCCUCAUUCGCCAUGAGUGCCCGCGCAGUUUACCCCCCUCCCAAUGAUUAUAUCAUGAGCAUGGGACUCGACUGGGCAAAUAACUAUCUGUCGGUCUAUAACUCCAAAGGCGAGGACGCAUUCCGUUGGUACAAGGAUUACCGCAGAAUCAGAGGGUCCUCGACGACUACACUUGCGGACGGAUCUUCCAGACCGUUGUUUAAACUUGAAUCGACGAACGAUUAUUGCCGCCACAAUAAACGCUUUUUACAGUACAACGGCCAAGCAUGGGCUGAACGGGAUUACAGGCUUCAAAUCAGAGACCACAGAGCCGACAUGUGGCACUUCAACUACCCCGAUAAAUCUGGUGUCAGAAGGUACUACAGAUUCAACAAGAACUCUUCCAACAUGGGCGGUCGGAUCUAUAGGGUGGCCCGGGGACAAAAGGAUGUAUUAGAAGGAUUAUUGAGGACCAAUGUGCGCUACGACAAAUGGUGGAACGACCCCAAAGGCCGGAACACGUUUACCCUCUCGAUUGUUGAUGAGGCACCAGUGCCCGAAAUGGUCAUGUUGAUGGCCUUGGUACUCGAACACUCCAUUUUGUGCAGAGGGACGUAAAACUGAACCCUCUUUAUGUGCCUAUUGCUCCUUCC